Messenger RNA from Medioppia subpectinata, 1914 nucleotides. The record is from the annotation of a GenBank genome assembly. NCBI's taxonomy places the organism in Eukaryota, Metazoa, Arthropoda, Arachnida, Sarcoptiformes, Oppiidae.
AUGAAACCGAUAAUAGCGGUCAGAGUAACAAUAUUUACCCUACUUUGGGCUCAAGUGCGAAAAGGUAUCCACACAAGUGGUGUGAUUUGGUUUUACUUACUUCUAGCCGUGAUAUGCGGUGCGCCGACACUUCACGGCCACAUCUAUUGGCAUCGGCCACCCGUUUACGAAUGGAUACUAUUUUGCACCUCAUAUUCGGUGAUCAUUAUAUUGUUUUUCAUCUACUGUUUCGCCGAUAGUUUGCCGCAAAAUGAAAAGUCAGAGACAACGGGACUCAACUGUCCCAAAGACAGCGCAUCUUUUAUCUCACGAUUGGUGUUCUCGUGGUUCACAGGACUGGCGAUACAGGGCUGGCGAAAGCCGUUGACGGUUCCCGACCUCUGGGGUGUUAGGGAUGGCGACAAUUGCGGCAAAAUAUACACUAUAUUUAAUAAAUAUUGGGUUUCGUUGGAAAGAAAACAAAACAAAAAGAUUGAAAAAUCACUACAAAAUGAAUUUAAUAGCAAAACGAAUGGCAAAAACGGAUUUCACGGGUCGGGCGAUGGAAAGGCGGCGCUGAAGCGGCAAACGUCUAAAUCAGACGAUAAGUCGCCAAAAAUAAAAGUAGGGAUUAUGUCGACAAUGUUCCGGACCUUCUGGUUCUACUUCCUCGCCGGUGCCUUCUUUAAGCUGCUCAACGAUGUCCUCACUUUCCUUAAUCCGCAAAUUAUGAAAAUAUUAAUGGCAUACAUAAGCGAUAAGGAGGAGGAGUAUUGGCACGGCUUUGUAUACGCGGUGCUGCUGUUUGUGGCCACAGGUCUUCAGAUACUGACACUGAACUACUACUUCAACCGAAUGAUGGUCAUUGGGAUGCGGAUCAGGACCUGUUUGGUGGCCGCCGUGUAUCGCAAAUCACUGCGUCUGUCAAAUACGGCCAAAACCCAGUCGACGACCGGCGAGAUCGUGAACCUGAUGGCAGUGGACGCCCAGCGGUUCAUCGAAAUGACACCAUUUAUUAACCUGAUUUGGUCGGCGCCCCUCCAGAUCCUACUCGCCAUGUAUUUCCUGUGGCAAGAGUUGGGUAUCUCUGUGUUGGGAGGGCUGGCAGUGAUGGUCGUUAUGAUACCCAUCAACGGCUACAUCACUAGUAUAUCGAAAAAAUUGCAAAUCAAACAAAUGAAACUCAAAGACAGUCGAGUGAAGGCCAUGAAUGAGAUCCUGAAUGGGAUCAAAGUGUUGAAACUGUACGGUUGGGAACAGGCGUUUAUGGACGACAUUCUGGUCAUACGUAACAAAGAGAUGAAUAACUUGAAGACAAUCAAUUACAUCGGAUGCGUCCUCCAGUGUCUGUGGUAUUGCGCGCCGUUCUUCGUCUCUCUGGUCUCGUUUGCCAUUUAUGUGUCCAUCGAUUCCGCCAACCAAUUGACGGCCGAAAAGGCGUUCGUAUCGCUCGCUCUCUUCAAUAUACUCCGAUUCCCGCUCACAAUGCUUCCCAAUUUGGUCACCAGUAUUAUCAUGACAAGCGUUUCGGUGAAGCGAUUGAAUAAAUUCUUAAACGCAUCCGAAUUGAGUGGUUAUGUGACCAGAGAUUUGGAUCAUAAACAUGCCAUUAAUGUGAGAAACGCGUCAUUCAAUUGGAAGAAAGACACCGACGAGACCGCCGAAGAAGAGUCUAAUCACUCGACUCUUAGUGGUAUCAACUUUGAGAUCAAGAAGAACUCGUUUGUGGCGAUUGUCGGGUCUGUCGGCUCCGGAAAGAGUUCACUACUGAGCGCAUUGUUGGGCGAUAUGGAGCUCGAAAACGGAUCCGUUAACAUCUGUUCCUCGCAGAAGAUAGCGUACGUUCCCCAACAGGCGUGGAUCCAGAACUCGAGUCUCAAGAAUAACAUAUUGUUUGGCAAACCAUUAGAUGAUAAACGAUAUCAACGAGUGAUC